AUGUCGAACGUUCAUCAGAAUCGCCGACCUUCCUUUUCGUCUUCAACGAAAUCUUCCAUAGCGAAGCGUCACGCAUCAUCGUCUUCCUCGGAAAAGAACUCUCUGAAACCAAGCUCCACCAUGGCCGUUAUGACGAAGAAACGAGUCCCACUUGGUAACAUCACCAAUCAAAAGAACGGUUCAAGAAUCCCAAAUCCAUCUUCUGAUCUCGCUAAUUGCUCGAAUAAGUCUGCGAAAUUGAAGUUAGCACAACCGAAGCCAAGCAAAGUAACUUCAGUGCCCUACGAACAUACCAAAGCGCCUUCUCCUAGCAAAUCUGAUGAUGCGUCAAUUUCUAUGGACGAGACAAUGUCUUCAUGUGACUCCUACAAGAGCCCUCAAGUGGAGUACAUCGAACAAGUCUCUUCUGUUGUUUCCAUCGAAAGGAAGGCAUUGAGUAAUCUCUACAUAACUCUCAGCCCAGACACAACUAAUACUAAGGAUAAGGUUGUCAACAUAGACAAUAACGAUGCGGAUCCACAGCUGUGUGCAACGUUUGUUUGUGAUAUCUACAAGCAUCUUCAUGCUGCAGAGACAAAGAAGCGGCCUGCUACUGACUUAAUGGAGAGGGUUCAGAAAGAUGUUAACUCAACUAUGCGCGGAAUCUUAGUUGAUUGGCUUGUUGAGGUCUCAGAAGAGUAUAGGUUUGUACCUGAGACGUUUUAUUUGACAGUGAACUACAUUGAUAGAUAUCUAUCUGGGAAUGUGAUUAGUAGACAGAAGCUUCAGUUGCUUGGUGUGGCAUGUAUGAUGAUAGCAACAAAAUACAAAGAGAUAUGUGCGCCACAAGUUGAGGAGUUCUGCUACAUCACUGAUAAUACAUAUCUAAAGGAUGAGGUUCUUGACAUGGAAUCUGCUGUUCUGAAUUACUUGAAGUUUGAAAUGUCAGCACCAACAACCAAAUGCUUUUUAAGACGCUUUGUACGGGAUGCUCAUGGAGUUCAUGAAGCUCCAUUAAUGCAGCUGGAAUGUAUGGCCAGCUACAUUGCGGAAUUAUCGCUUUUGGAGUAG
Messenger RNA from Eruca vesicaria subsp. sativa (arugula), 1050 nucleotides. NCBI's taxonomy places the organism in Eukaryota, Viridiplantae, Streptophyta, Magnoliopsida, Brassicales, Brassicaceae. The record is from the annotation of a GenBank genome assembly.